Messenger RNA from Phycomyces blakesleeanus NRRL 1555(-), 1407 nucleotides. RefSeq lists its product as hypothetical. Gene Ontology annotation, molecular function: translation initiation factor activity. Gene Ontology annotation, biological process: cytoplasmic translational initiation. The coding region runs from base 11 to 1219 and encodes 402 amino acids. Gene Ontology annotation, cellular component: cytoplasm; eukaryotic translation initiation factor 3 complex. The record is from RefSeq and is a predicted model, not a curated record. Lineage: Eukaryota; Fungi; Mucoromycota; Mucoromycetes; Mucorales; Phycomycetaceae. The transcript has 5 exons.
UGGUCACUCUAUGUCCGCUAACGUUUUUGUUCAAACUACCCCCGAGAACCAGAUCCUUGAUCUGGCAUCUUACAUCUCUAAGCUGAGAGGCGAGGAGGGUAAAGAGGAAGCUUAUGUCAAGGAAAUCAAGGCUUUGUUGGCCUCUGACAAGAAGAGUGAAGUCUAUACUAAGCUCGCAAAGGACUCCUCAGUACUUCUUACUGAGAAUGACAAAGAGGUUGAAGGUGCUUUCAACUUGCUUGUUGUCAUCACUUUGAGUGCACCCGAGAACAACCUCGCUGCCUCUGUCCAGGCUCUUGUCGACACAUUGUCCAAGACUGAGAGCCAGAAGACUAGCUUGAAGCAAAAGAUCUUGCUUAAUCUCUACAACGCACUUCCUGUCACCUCUGCUCUCCGAUACAACGCAUUUGUUGGAUUGGUUGAUGUGACAGCACAGGCCGACGAAUUGGAUUCUCUCUACGCACAGCUGGAGCACAUUGAUCGUUGGGUGAAGCAGUGGGGUAUUGAUAUCGAGACUGAACGCAACUUGUACAGCAACCUCAGCGAUAAACUGAGACAGGCCCGUGAAGAAAAGCUGUCCCUUGAUUUCUUGUUGAAGAAGUUGUCGACUUACAGCCAAGAAACCGUUUCUACAGACUGUGCCAAAGAAGCUGUUACGCGCGCCGUAGACACCGAAAACUUCUUUGCCUUCGAAGACCUCCUCCAAUACAGCGCUAUUCAGAAGAUCAAAGGAACUCCCGAAUACGAGCUUCUCAAUGUCUUCUUGAACGGCAACCUUUCCACAUACAAGACCUUUGCUGCAUCUAACCCCACCCUGGUAAAAGACAGCGAAAACAACCUGAGAAAGAUGCGUCUCCUUUCCCUUGCAUCUCUUGGAUCUGAUAACCUUGCUAGAGAAUUAACCUAUGCUGAGGUCGCAAAAGCAUUGGAUAUUUCUGAGGAUGAGGUUGAGAUGUGGGUUAUUGAUGUGAUCCGUGCCGGUCUUGUUGAAGCCAAGCUGGAUCAGCUCAACAAGAACGUUAUCGUUCACAGAAGCAUCUAUCGCGUCUUCGGAAAGGAGCAAUGGCAACAAUUGGGUGCAAGACUCAACACCUGGAAGGACAGCCUAAAUGAGAUCUUGGCAAUUAUCAGCAACGCCAAGUUGAUCGCAGGUGGCUCUCAGGGUGGUUCUGCUGUUGUUAUUGAAGACAAGUCUGUCGAGGUGGCCACCAAGAACUAAUAUAUAUUUUUUUGUAAACAAAAGAAAAAAGGAAUCUGCCUGUUUAGAGAAAAUCCCACCUUUCUUACUCUUUUUUCGUAUCUCAUUCUUCUUUUUGUGUUUAUCUACAUUACCUUUGUCAUGUCAAAAAUACCGACGGUCAGAAUAAACAUAAAGCAGCACUUUGCAUUUGGUUUCAAUGUUGAUAU